UCUGAUUCGCCAACAGAAGGCUGUGAAGACCAAGCGUCCUUCACCACCCUCCAGAAACAGUAUAAAACCAAGCUCUGCUCUUUCAUCUUAAUGCAUCUGAACGGCUGACACAGAUCCAAGGACUGUUCCAACCUAGAGCUUCCUCUUACCUGUGACGGGAGUUCCCAAUCCACCCUCUGCCAUGAAAAUCUUUUGCUUUCUCUUUGCUCUCCUCUUGGUGAUAUUUCACGGAGCUGCAGGCACAGGCUUUGCACGACCUCGAAGACCUUUUUUGAGAUGUGGGUAUCGUGGGACUUUCUGCAUCCCUGGGAUGUGCCCUCAUGGCAACGCUUAUCUGGGGGUGUGCCGUUCAGGUUAUUCUUGCUGUAAAUGGUAA
Chroicocephalus ridibundus (black-headed gull) is the source of this 376-nucleotide messenger RNA. RefSeq names its product gallinacin-4-like. The coding region runs from base 182 to 376 and encodes 64 amino acids. The record is from RefSeq and is a predicted model, not a curated record. NCBI's taxonomy places the organism in Eukaryota, Metazoa, Chordata, Aves, Charadriiformes, Laridae. The transcript is spliced from 3 exons.